Oryza brachyantha (malo sina) is the source of this 2568-nucleotide messenger RNA. RefSeq lists its product as uncharacterized. The transcript is spliced from 4 exons. The record is from RefSeq and is a predicted model, not a curated record. Bases 532 to 2226 code for a protein of 564 amino acids. NCBI's taxonomy places the organism in Eukaryota, Viridiplantae, Streptophyta, Magnoliopsida, Poales, Poaceae.
AAAGCUUUGCUGGAAAGCUAAGAAACAUUCAUAAAGUCAAAUUUCCUUUUCUCCUAAUGCUUUUACUUGGUCGGUUAAGGUCCUUCUCUUAUGUGCAUUGGAAGGCAUGGGAUUAGACUUUUCUAGUUGGAUAUGCUGCUGUUGCAGGUGACUGUAUGAAAGUACAUAUAUUUGGCUUGAUUGAUGAUGUGGUGAGAUUUCUAAUUAAAUACAUUUUGCUUCACCAGGGAAAAAAAAGUUUGCUUCAGCCUCCUUGCGUUUCGGUUCUACGUGACUGUUUUUUACCUAGACUGCAAAUGAGGCUUGGGAGUCCAGACUCCAGAAAUUCCUACUAACUGUAACUCCAUAUGUUUUCCUUUUGUGGUUUUGAUGCUUUGUCCAAGACUGUUUUUCUCCUUUUUAUCUGUGUAUUCACAGUGGUAAAACUGGGUUGUUAAGUAGUAGAUUACGUUUUUUGGCCUUUGUUGAUAUUGUGAUUUAUCAUUUGAAAACUUUUCAGGAAAAUAAAAGAGAAUAAGCUGGCUUGAAGAUAUGGCAUCUCUUACUCCUGGGGUACUGUUAAAAGUACUAAAAAAUAUAAAUUCUGAUGUGAAAGUCUGUGGAGAAUACCGGUCCAUUCUUCUCCAAGUUAUUAGCAUAGUUCCUGCAAUUACUGGUUCAGAACUUUGGCCAGACCAUGGUUUCUUUAUAAAAGUCUCAGACUCGUCUCACUCAACAUAUGUUUCUUUAUCAAAGGAGGAUAAUGAACUUAUCUUAUCAAACAAGCUUCAACUUGGACAGUUUAUAUAUGUUGAAAAGGUUCAAUCAAGUAUUCCUGUCCCAAUUCUUGUUGGGGUUCGACCUGUUCCAGGAAGGAACCCUUGCAUUGGAAAUCCGAAGGAUUUGAUGCAGAUGUCUACUCCUUCCGGUGUUUCAGAAGCAUUGGAUCAACAACGGAAGGCUGCCAAGUCUGCUGAAUUGUCUGAGAGUGAAAAGGAAAAUUCUCAGAGGAAGGUAGUUAUCAAAGAGCAGAAGGCAGUUGUAGCUUCACGAUACAUGCUUGGUAUAUCUAGCAACAAUAGCAAAAUUACCAAUCUAAACUCCAGCAUUGAUAGUGAUAAAAGUAAUGGAGGGAGUAGCAUAUGUUCUGCAAAUCAGAAGUCUGCUCCUCCAAAAUUUAAACAAGAGCCAAAACCUCAGGAACGGCCAAAUACUCCAUCUCGCAGUCCUGCUAAGAUAGUUUCUGCAAAGCAAGAAAUUAACAAGGACACGCACAAGAAUAGUGCUUCUUUACCUAGUCAGAAUGGCUCUGCUGUAGUGAAGAAGCAAAUCCCUAAGGAAAGCAAAAGGGAGUCUGCAUCUGCAAAAAGCUCACCGCCAAAGAUUUAUAGGACUUCACCACCAACACCAACACCGCCGCUGCCUUCUACGACCUCACCAGCAAAGCCUAAUGGUACCUCCAGUACAGUUACUUCUGUGCUGAAUGUUAAACGAAGAGUUACUGAAACUGUCUCCUGGGACUCCCUUCCAACAAGUCUAAUCAAGUCAGGAAAGGCUGUUGUCAGGAGGAAGAAUAUUGCUCUUGUAGUAGCAGCUGAGGCUCAAAGAGAGGCUACUGCAGCUGCAUCUCUUGUUAAAGGCCUUGGAAUAUUUGCUGAGAUCAGGAAAUCUGCUGAGGAGGAUCCUCAUGCUACAAUUACCAAGUUUUUUCAGCUAAGCCGGCUGAUCAUUCAGCAAAGUGUUGUUUGGAAAGAUUACUCAUCAGAUUCUGUCAAAGAAUCUCGGCCAGAGAAGGAAAAACCAUCAAGGAAAGCCUCUGCGUCUCAGAAUAAAACUGUUGCAAGUAGUACAACAAAAAACUCUGACGAUGCUUAUACUAGUGAAAAGAUUGACUGGGCCAGAGAGGAUGGUUUCAAGGAGAUCUGCAGAUCAUGGGUUAUUCUAAAAAAAGAGUCGCAAUCAUGGUUUCUCAAUUUCUUGGAAGAUGCUCUUGAAGCUGGAUUCAAGUUUGAGGGCCAAAACAAGAACACCAAAGAACGAGUGAGGCACUCCAAGGGUGGAGAUGGGCAAAUCGCAGUCCGGCUGUCACAACUGAAGGAAACGAGUAACUGGCUUGACCAGCUGCAUGCUGAGGCUGAUAAAUCUCAAGAUGCUUUGGUUGCAACCAUUGAGCAACUCAAGCAGAAGGUGUACACCUGCUUACUCGGGACCGUCGAAACUGCUGCAUCAGCACUUGAAGCCAGGUAGAUGCUGUUCAGAGGCUCAUCAGGGCUGGUUAUGUUUAUUUUUUGACUUGGAACCAGCUCAAGUUACUCUGUGUUGUAAGAGCACAGCAACACAUACGAUCGAUCCUGAUGCCAAGGAGAGUGAAGAAUCGAUCAUCUAAGUUAUUCCCACUUGUACAGUUUGUACGAGGUGACAUAGGAGUGAGAAGUGAGGUGUAAAUAGUCGAGGUGUGCGUCCAUUUAAAUUAUACAUUAAUUUAUCAUUUUUUUUCCGGCAGCGUUCGUGUUGCGUGCGUGGUGGCAAUCUCUGUUACUCUUCGUAUUUGCUCAAUACAAAUCUGAAGCCUUGCAGCUUGCAUCAAAA